Coregonus clupeaformis (lake whitefish) is the source of this 7383-nucleotide messenger RNA. Its product is annotated as tight junction protein ZO-1. Gene Ontology annotation, cellular component: plasma membrane; bicellular tight junction. The record is from RefSeq and is a predicted model, not a curated record. Gene Ontology annotation, biological process: cell-cell adhesion; cell-cell junction organization; positive regulation of blood-brain barrier permeability. NCBI's taxonomy places the organism in Eukaryota, Metazoa, Chordata, Actinopteri, Salmoniformes, Salmonidae. Gene Ontology annotation, molecular function: cell adhesion molecule binding.
GGUGACUCCCACAGAUGGAUUGUCAGGGAUAGGUGCCACGGGGAUAGGCACCGCGGCUUCGUCCGCUGCCAUUACGGAAGCUCAGGAUUCAGCAGAAGCAGCUGCAGAAAAUGCUGCAGCUGCUCGUGCCGCUGCUCGUGCAGGUGCUAUGUGUGGUUCUGGUGCUAUAGGAGGAUGCAGUGUAAUGUUUGCCACCUCCACACUCUCGCUGCCCAUGAGCCAGGGCAAGCCCUCCCUCCGCAGGAUCAAGGGCCGCAUUCACCGCAGCAAGAGCCUGGACAGCAUAGACCUGCUCGACUCCAAUAGCGCAGCGAUGGAGGAAACUGUAAUAUGGGAACAGCACACAGUGACCCUUCACAGGGCCCCAGGGUUUGGGUUCGGCAUAGCCAUCUCAGGGGGCCGGGACAACCCUCACUUCCAGAGUGGUGAGACCUCCAUCGUCAUCUCUGACGUCCUGAAGGGAGGCCCAGCAGAAGGGCUCUUAUCGGAAAAUGACCGCGUGGUAAUGGUCAACGCAGUGUCCAUGGACAACGUAGAGCAUGCUUACGCUGUGCAGCAGCUUCGGAAGAGUGGAAAGAAUGCAAAAAUAACGAUCCGAAGGAAACGGAAGGUUCAGAUCCCGGUGUCUCGCCCGGGGGACAGAGAGACUAUGUCCGAACACGAGGAAGAGGACACUGAUGAAGACGAUGGUUGCGAGCAGUACAGCGGCCGCAGCGGGCCCACCAGCGCCUACGGAGCGGCGAGUGGCGGCACGGCCAGCAGGCGGACGAACGAGCGCGAGCGUGAACGCAGCAACAGCAGCCGGCGGGAACACAGUGCAUCGCGAGAGAGGAGCAUCUCGCCCCGCUCUGGCCGAUCCCAAGGCUCCUCCACACCGUCCCGCCCAGCCAAAGUCACCCUUGUCAAGUCCCGCAAGAAUGAAGCAGAGUAUGGUCUGCGUUUGGCCAGCCACAUCUUUGUGAAGGACAUCUCCCCAGAGAGCCUGGCAGCACGGGACGGAAACAUCCAGGAGGGAGACGUGGUGCUGAAGAUUAACGGCACAGUGACAGAGAACCUGUCGUUAAUAGAUGCUAAGAAGCUGAUUGAGAGGUCAAAGGGCAAGUUAAAGAUGGUGGUGCAGAAAGAUGAUAGAGCCACGUUGCUCAACAUCCCUGAUAUGGACGACAGCAUUCCCUCUGGCAACAACUCAGACCGAGACGACAUUUCAGAAAUUCAUUCACUGACAUCAAACCAUUCCACUCGAUCCCAUGAUCGAGCACGGGGCAGUCGAUCCCGCUCCCCUACCCGUUCUGAGCCCUCAGACCCCUGCCGACACUCACCACGGCAGAUCAGCAAUGGCAGCCACAGAAGUCGAGAUGAGGAGAGGAUUUCCAAGCCCGGGGUGAUGUCGACUCCUGUUAAAGGGUCCCAGGAGGCCCUAGUCCAAGCCAUCAGCGACCAGCCACUGGCCAGAGAGGACAAACUGCCCCCGCUGCCAGAACCAAAGCCAGUGUAUGCCCAGCCUGGUCAGCCUGAUGUGGACCUGCCAGUCAGCCCCUCUGAUGCCCCAGUACCCAGCGCUGGUCAUGAUGACAGCAUCCUCAGGCCGAGUAUGAAGCUGGUGAAGUUUAAGAAGGGGGAGAGUGUGGGCCUGAGGCUGGCUGGAGGGAACGACGUGGGCAUCUUUGUAGCCGGAGUCCUGGAGGACAGCCCAGCUGCCAAGGAAGGUCUGGAGGAAGGAGACCAGAUUCUCAGGGUAAACAACGUAGACUUUGCUAACAUCAUCCGAGAGGAGGCUGUGCUGUUCCUCCUAGACCUUCCCAGGGGUGAAGAGGUCACCAUUCUGGCCCAGAAGAAGAAGGAUGUGUACCGGCGGAUAGUGGAGUCGGAUGUAGGUGACUCGUUCUACAUCCGGACCCACUUUGAGUAUGAGAAGGAGUCUCCGUACGGCCUGAGCUUCAACAAGGGAGAGGUGUUCCGUGUUGUGGACACCCUCUACAACGGCAAGCUGGGCUCCUGGCUCGCCAUACGCAUUGGCAAGAACCACCAGGAGGUGGAGAGAGGCAUCAUCCCCAACAAGAACAGGGCAGAGCAGUUGUCCAGUGUGCAGUACACCCUCCCCAAAACGCCAGGGGGCGACAGGGCUGACUUCUGGAGGUUCCGUGGUCUGCGGACCUCCAAGAGGAACCUGAGGAAGAGCAGAGAGGACCUGUCGGCCCAGCCGGUCCAGACCAAGUUCCCUGCCUAUGAGAGGGUGGUGCUGAGAGAGGCUGGGUUCCUGAGGCCUGUGGUGAUCUUUGGGUCCAUCGCUGACGUGGCAAGAGAGAAGCUGGCCAGAGAGGAGCCUGACCUGUUUGAGCUGGCCAAAACACAGCAACAUGAAGGAGUGGAAAAGAGUGAACCAAGAGACGCAGGAAAAGACCAGCGCAGCUCCGGGAUCAUUCGCCUCCACACAAUUAAACAGAUCAUUGACCGGGACAGGCAUGCUGUGCUGGACAUCACCCCCAACGCGGUGGACCGUCUGAACUACGCCCAGUGGUACCCCAUCGUGGUGUUCCUCAACCCAGACAGCAAGCAGGGCGUCAAGACCAUGAGAACCAGGCUGUGCCCCGAGUCCAGGAAGUCAGCCAGGAAACUCUACGAGAGAGCCCUCAAACUGAGGAAGAACAACCACCACCUCUUCACCACCACCAUUAACAUGAAUAAUAUGAAUGACGGGUGGUAUGGUGCACUGAAGGAUACCAUUCAACAGCAGCAGAACCAGCUGGUGUGGGUUUCAGAGGGCAAGGCGGACGGUGCUCCAGAUGAUGACCUGGAUCUACAUGAUGACCGUCUGUCGUACCUGUCGGCUCCGGGCAGUGAGUACUCCAUGUACAGCACGGACAGCCGCCACACUUCCGACUACGAGGACACGGACACAGAGGGCGGGGCCUACACCGACCAGGAACUAGACGAGACGCUGAACGACGAGGUGGGCCUGCCCACUGAGCCCGCCAUCACCCGCUCCUCGGAGCCCGUCCGAGAGGACCCGCCAGUCAUCCAGGAGCCCCUGGGGUACGGCGUGUACCAGCACACAGUGCAGCCCGACCCCCUGAACCGGAUCGACCCAGCCGGGUUCAAGGCACCAGUGGCCCAGCAGAAUGAGAAAGCAGAGGCUGUUCCGGCCACCAUGCCUAUCCUCCCCCAGCAGCCUGAGUUACUGGCUGUGACAGAGGCAGCGCCCCCUGCUGUCUACAACACUGUAAAUGGUGUAGCGGGUUUGAGCCAUGGUUUGAGCCCUGGCCCUAUCGCUGCUCCCCAGAGCGAACCCAGCCCAGGCCCCGGCCCCGAGGCUGACUCGCUUAGGAUGCCCACCCCUGAUCUAGCUCAGCCCCUGGCCCCGGCCCCAACACCCGAACCCCUACAAUCCGGACCGCCCAGUUCAGAACCACAGAUGUACAAGAAGGAUCCCUACCUGGAGGAGCCAGUCAGAGUGAACCAUGGUGGUGUAAAGCCGUCUCCGGCGGUUGGGCCGCCCACGACCUACGAGCCACAGCCUCCGUACCAAGACGAACACCCAUACAGAGAUUACGAUCACCCGCCCAGCCGCUACGACGGGGGUGGUUACCUGGAACCAAAGUAUCGUAACUUCGACUCUCAGCUGCACUACGAGAAAAGUGUGCCUCACUACGAUGAGCAGUGGCCUCCCUACAACCAGCAGACCUCUGGCCCACCACCCCACCAGCAGCAGCACCCCGCUGGGCCUGGCUAUGACCCCCGGCUGCCCUAUGAAGACGGACCCGAGCAAGACUACAGCCCCCCUCAGCCGCGCUACGAUGACGCACCGCUGGGCUACAACGGACGACCUCGCUACGGCAAGCCAGCAGGACCAGGACCCAUCCGCCACGAUGAGCCUCCUCCAUCCGGCCCAGGGGGCUACGCUCCUCUACGUUACGAUCAGGAGCCUCACCCUUAUCCCCCUGCAACACGCUCUCCAGAGCCCCCAAAACAGUACUACCAGGGGGAGUCUGCCCAGCGGCCAGGACCUGGGCCUGCCUACAACCAGGCACCACCACAGCACCGAGGCUACAAGCCCCCGCCCCAGCAGUAUGAACCCAUCAUGAACUUUGACGCCCCCGUGCCCCCUCCCAAACCACAACCAGAGGCUCUCCGCCCCUCCCCUGGGGACACGGUGAUCACCACAGCCCCCAAUCCCUUUCCACCUCCCCCCAGAGUGGAGCCGGAGGACGACCCGGCCAUAAGGGCCCAGUCUGUGCUGUCCAGGGUCAAGAUGUUUGAGAACAAGCGCUCUGUGUCUGUGGACCGAGCCAAGGAGGCAGGAGACGCCAUAGGGCUCAGGUCAGCGGAUCUGCCCACCAAACCAGGCGCGGGCAUUCCUAAAGCCAACUCUCUCAGCAAUCUGGACCAGGAGAAGUCGUUCAGAGUCCCUGAGCCUCAGAAGCCCCGGGAGGUGUCAGAUGAUGACAUAGUGCGCUCCAACCACUACGACCCAGAUGAAGACGAGGAGUACUACAGGAAACAGCUGUCCUACUUUGACCGGCGCAGCUUGGACGCAGGCAAGGCACCUACUCAGACAACACCUGUCAUCGCAACCAAACCUGCUGCUCAGCCACAAGCACAUCCCGGAUACAACUACCCCAGGGCAGAGUCAGUGGAGAAGGUCAGUCCUGUGGAGAGGAGAUAUGAACCUGUUCCCCAGGUUACCCCUGCUGCCCCACCUGCCAUUCUGCCCAAACCCACCUCACCUGAGGCAGACACAGUCACGACCAACUACCUGCCCCAGAAGAGUUACCCUGAGAAGUCUCCAGUGAACGGCACGGCAAUGAAGGACCAGCCCAAGAUCCCGGCCAAUACCAGCUACAACCGCUACGUCCCCAAGCCCUACACCAACUCCGCCAAGCCCUUCGAGAGGAAGUUUGACAGCCCCAAGUUCAACCACAACCUGCUGCCCAACAACAAAACAGACCUGGCCCCAGCCAUCAAGGCCCCAGCCAACAGCACAGCCCCAGCCAAGCCCCAGAUCUCCCCCCAGCCUACAGACCUGGACUCUGGCCUGGACACCUUCACACGCACCAUGGACAACAGGUCCAAGUACCAGCACAACAACAUCAACGCUGUGCCCAAGGCCAUCCCUGUCAGCCCCAGUGCUCUGGAGGAUGAUGAUGAGGAUGAAGGUCACACGGUGGUGGCCACGGCCCGGGGGAUCUUCAACUGUAAUGGAGGGGUGCUGAGCUCCAUCGAGACGGGUGUCAGCAUCAUCAUCCCACAGGGGGCCAUCCCUGAGGGCGUGGAACAGGAGAUCUACUUCAAGGUCUGCCGGGACAACAGCAUCCUGCCCCCCCUGGACAAGGAGAAAGGAGAGACCCUGCUCAGCCCGCUGGUGAUGUGUGGCCCUCACGGCCUCAAGUUCCUGAAACCUGUGGAGCUGCGCUUACCUCACUGUGCGUCUAUGACCCCAGAUGGUUGGUCUUUUGCUCUAAAAUCCUCCGACUCCUCGUCGGGUGAUCCCAAGAGUUGGCAGAAUCAGUCUCUCCCUGGAGAUCCCAACUACCUGGUGGGAGCCAACUGUGUGUCUGUGCUCAUCGACCACUUCUGAAGAGGGCAACAGCUGGCCUGUUACUGAAUGUGAAACCAUGGGAAAAGAGGAGCGAUAACAAACACAAACACACACACAUACAGCUACACACGCACACACACACACACACAUACAGCUACACACGCACACACACGCGCCAUUUCUCCAGGGGUGGACCCUACACAAUGAAGUAUUUACACCCAGUGCUCCAGUGUUGUUUACUGUGCCCAUGGAAGAUGGAAGGAGACCGAAGUUGCCCCUACGUGCUGUCCUUUAACUCUUUCCGAGGUCUUGAAGAAAAUACAAAACACAAAAAACUAUUUAACCAGUGAUGGAAUGCAUGCCCUGUGCCACUGAGUAACUCAUCACAUUAUACACCAAGUUUUAACUUUAAUUGUUACAUAACAGGAAAGAUGGUUUGUGAGGUUUUUACUAUUGAAGUAGAUGGACAUACAUGUAGGUGUAUUUAUACUAUAUAUGCAUACAGUAUAUAUAGUAUAUGGUAUAAAUAUCAUUUUAAAUUCAAUUCUAGAAAAUGGAAUUCAAGAAUCAGACUUCAACCUUUUUGUCACCGUUUGAAUUGGCUGACUUACAACGACGGUCACAUUAUUACCACAUUGACUUGUUUUGACGGAUUUGUGAAGGUUUUGGAAUUCGGUGCCAGGGAGGUGGGCAGUAAAGUGAUGAUGAUGAAGAUAAUGCAGAGCCAUACAUUUUCUAAAUAUAUGGCUCUGUGGUAAUGAUUAUGGUGAUAGUGAAGUUGGCAAGCAUCUGCAGAAGAGAAAAUGAAGAUAAAGGUGGAAUACUUUGAGGUGGAUUUAAAGCCCAGCUCAUGCCUCUAACAUGCUCAUCCUGUGACUAGAAUGGAUGUUCCUUCCUUUUUUCUGUAUUUCUGUAAACUGACCUUGGAUUCACUUUGUAUUGAGUACCAGAACUCUACUCCUGCUGUAUCAAGAUCUAUGCAUGUGCUAUGACUCAGGUCCAGAAGCCUGCUCAGUUCUCCCUCACCAUGUUAAAACCCUAUCUUACAUUAACAAGCAGUGAUGCCUUAUCUGCAUAUUAUUCACUUUUUCAGUAAAAAACCUCUGGGGUUUUUGUAAGUUAUGAUGAUAAAUUAUGGGAAAAUGAAGUUAUUCUUUUGCCAUUUUGUCAACCCACUGUAUAAAUUAACUUGGGUUUAGCGCACAAGAACAAUUUAGGCUAAUAAAGGUAUGCUUUCUUUAUCUGCUAUGCAUAUGACUUCAGAAGAAAAAGAAAAACAUUACAAAAAAGACAAGUGGCUGUACAUAAAGUUAGCAUAUGGCCUUGGUUUGUAAAUGAACUUUUGUAUGUCUUUGUUAUUUUGUAUAAAACUUAGAGAAAACUGUUUUAAAAAAUGAAUGAAUUGACCAUGGUUUACUUUGUAUUCUGGUUAAACCCUUGAGCCUUGGAACUUGUAACUAUUAUCAGUAAUAAAAUCCACAUUUUCUACCAAUAUAUUCACACUACAUAUAAAUAAUAAUAAUUAUCACACAAAAAUAUUUUUAUGCUUAUUUACAAAAGAGGAAAGUGCUUGGGUUAAACAACUUUGCAAACCUGUUCUUUAAAAGGGUGUGCUCUGAAAGUGUCCCCCUCAUUUAUUUGUGAUGCUGUAUUAUUUUGUGCCCUGAAAUGUAUUUUUGUACUAAUAGACCAUAUAUUACGGCACACCAGUACUAUUUUCUUUUAUAUGCGAUAACACAGCUUCAAUUGGAUAUUAGCUCUUCAUGUGUGGCUGACUUUUUUUCUCCUUUGUGACACAAUUUUAAGUAUACCACUGUAUUAAUGAAUAAAAUCAUUUUUAAAGUAAA